UGAUGCGCUGGCAUCGCCCGUGAAAAACAAAGAAGGCGAUGGCCAAGAAAGUACCUCCAUUUUUUCUGCAAAAAAUUAAGAAAAAAAUUCAAAAAAAAUAAAAAAUAAAGAAAUCAUUUAGAGAGAGAGAGAGUUUCAAAUUAGUUUGAAUGGUAGACGGGGAAAGAAGAGAGAGGAGAGAGGGGGAGGGGGAGCGAGAGAGAGAGAUCUGAAGGGAGAUGGAGAGAGGGGGAUCUAGUUAAGGGAAAGGGUGAACUUUUGGGGUGGAUGAAACCAAAGUUUCCCCAAUUUAUAUGAAAAAGUUUGAAUUUUUAUGCUGGAUUCGAGUUCUUUCCGUCGAGUUCCGUCCCGGGUAUCCCUCAAGAUCUCUUCUUUCGUUUGUUUCCCUUUCGAAUUCCUGUUGAAAAUGUAAACUUUCAACAAAAAGUAAAGUUUUUCUAACGCCUCUUUAGAUCUAUGUUAUGUUCUGUUUUCUGAGAUUACAUUUUGACAGAUUUUGUGACCGUGUUGCAUUUGGUUCUAAUUUGAGCCAAUGUUUGAGAGAAGUUGUCAAAUUUGGAUAAAUUAUCCUAAAGUUGUCUGUUUUUAGAAAAAUUUCCAAUGUCUUUAAAAAGCAUAGUUAGGGAGCUGAAGGAAAUGAGAGAUGGGUUCAGUAGUAGCUCCGCAAGAAGAGGAGGCAUUGGAGGAGCCGUGCGAUGCCCGUGGCCAAACUCUCGGCAUGGGCAUCAAGAUGAAGAGCUCUAUGAACAAGGAAAUUGGGCAAAUUUGCCUCCUGAGCUUCUGUUAGAUGUUAUACAAAGAGUAGAAGCUAGCGAGGGAUCUUGGCCUGGAAGAAGAAAUGUGGUAUCUUGCUCGUCGGUUUGCAGGAGUUGGAGAGAGAUUACUAAGGAAGUCGUUCAGACUCCAGAGCAAUGUGGGAGGAUUACAUUCCCUAUUUCAUUGAAGCAGCCGGGUCCAAGGGAUGGACCGAUGCAAUGCUUUAUAAGGAGGGAACGGGCAACUUCGACGUAUCAGUUGUUUUUGGGAUUGAGCCCUUCCAUACAGGGUGAGAAUGACAAGCUUCUGCUUGCAGCUCGUAAGAUACGCAGAGCAACUAGCACAGACUUUGUGAUUUCCUUGUCGUGCGAUGACUUCUCUCGGAGCAGCAGCACCUAUAUCGGGAAAUUGAAAUCAAAUUUUCUCGGGACCAAGUUCACCAUCUAUGACAGCCAGCCUCCCCAUGACACCCCAAUCGUUCCAAACAACCGAUCAAGCCGAAGAUUCCACUCGAAACAAGUCUCCCCGAGAGUCCCCGCUGGAAACUACAACAUCUCGACUAUAGCUUACGAGCUCAAUGUUCUUCGGACACGAGGACCUAGAAGGAUGCGCUGCACUCUUCACUCGAUUCCAAUCUCAUCGAUCCAGGAAGGCGGGAUCGCGCCAACUCCCACUGGAUUCAUCCACUCUCUCGAUCAAUUAUCAGCUUCCUCCUCUUCAAUGAGACAGGAAUGCAAAGACCCAAUUGUCGAGUUCUCCUCUACAAGCCUCAGCGAGCCCCUUCGGCCAGUCCAAGCCUUGGACGAGCCCUUGGUUCUUAAGAACAAAGCUCCUAGAUGGCAUGAACAGCUUCAAUGCUGGUGUUUGAACUUCAGAGGGAGAGUCACGGUGGCCUCGGUUAAAAAUUUUCAGCUCGUGGCGGCGGUUGAGCCUUCGCAUAGAGUUUCUCCUGAAGAGCAAGAGAAGGUGAUUCUUCAGUUUGGGAAAAUUGGUAAGGAUAUAUUCACUAUGGAUUAUCGAUACCCACUAUCAGCAUUCCAAGCGUUUGCUAUAUGUUUGAGCAGCUUUGACACUAAACCUGUUUGUGAAUGAGAUUUGAUGCGAAUUGCUGCUUCAAGGGUUAUUGAUGCUUGCUUUAGCUUUUGUCCAUGGACAAGAGGUGAUGAUAACUACUAUUUGCUUUUGUAACUUUCCCCCUUCUUUUUUUCUUUUUAUGUUCCUUUGUUGAUGAUGGUGAUGUAAAUCGCGUGGAGAAGGAAUUAUAGCAGAUAACAUGUCAUCAUUGUAAAACUACUUGGUCUACCAAAAUUUGGGCAUCAUGUCUUCAAGUUGUUUCGAACUAUUUCAGUGAAGAUUUUAGAUUCUGUGUCAA
Messenger RNA from Asparagus officinalis (garden asparagus), 2128 nucleotides. RefSeq names its product tubby-like F-box protein 5. The record is from RefSeq and is a predicted model, not a curated record. NCBI's taxonomy places the organism in Eukaryota, Viridiplantae, Streptophyta, Magnoliopsida, Asparagales, Asparagaceae. Gene Ontology annotation, molecular function: protein binding. The transcript has 4 exons. The coding region runs from base 601 to 1848 and encodes 415 amino acids.